UCCUCCCUGCACUUUUUUUUUUUAUAACAGGAUAUCUCACUGGCGCGAAAAAACGCACAUUGUGGGGCGGAACUUGUGCCUGUUGUUUGAGCCCCGUUUUUUUUUUCUAGUUUAACUAAAACAAAGUAGGCAUAUAGAUUGCGUCGAAAAAGCGCAUCUUUGUAUCCAGCCAACACUCGGUCAGCUUUUAUUCGUUUGAUCCCCGUGAACCUUGGACUCUUUGCUCUGUGGUUGCCGAGGGAUUUUCAAUGCCCUGAAUUUCUCUGUGGGAUUUUUUUUUUUUUCGGAGAGCCGGUUGUGCAGGACGUUGUUCAGAGGCUACUGGUGUCCUUUGAUAAUUUCUGGGAAUAAACUCAAGCGGAUUUCAUUAACUGGGAACAUGGAGCUCGGCUGUUACCAGCACUAUUUUUUCGACGAUUUCGACAGAGAGGAGGAUUUUUACAAAUCGACCGCACCGAGCGAGGACAUAUGGAAAAAGUUCGAGCUGCUGCCCACCCCUCCCAUGUCUCCCACCCGGACUCUGAGCGGUGGUGCUCUGCACCUCUCGCCGGGAGACAAGCUCAGCUGGCUGUCCAAAAUCCUGGGUCAGGACGAGGAGUGCGAGGGUCAGAUAAUCCCAAAUACGGAGGCGCUACUCGGCAACCUCAGCUCCAUCAUCAUCCAGGACUGCAUGUGGAGUAGUUUCUCUGCCAGCAAGCAGCUGGAGAAGGUCAACGGGAGAGUGUCAGCUGCGGCACAGACAAGCGUCUCUCCGACGGCCCAGAUAUCCGUGAGACCGAGCAAGGCGCAGUGCGUCUUUCCCGGUGGACCGAUCGCCGCUUCGGCGACUGACUGCGUCGACCCCGCGGCUGUUCUCGCCUUACCGGCAAGCAGCUGCAGGAAGCCGGCGUCGUCUGGCUCCGAGUCUCGCUCUGAUUCCUCUGAUGACGAAGAGGAAAUUGAUGUGGUCACCGUUGAGAGCAAGCAGAACCGGGUGCGGCUGGUAAAUGUCAGAAAACCAGUGACCAUCACGGUCCGGGCCGACCCAUGCCCCAAACGCUUCCAUAUGUCUGUCCACCGACAGCAGCACAACUAUGCCGCCCGCUCCCCAGACAGCGAGCCAGAGGAUGAAGAUGAAGAUGAGGACGAGGAGGAGGACGAAGAGGAGGAUGAGGAAGAACCUCAAAGCAAGCGUACAUGCAAAGCAUCCAGUCAGCAGGUGGGCUCUUCGUGUGGUGUCUCCCAGCCCGGUUCCCCAUCAGAGAGUCCUCAAUACUCGGACGCAGAGGACACUGACCGCAGGCGGAACCACAACUUCCUUGAGAGGAAGAGGCGGAACGAUCUCCGGUCCCGUUUCCUGGCCCUGCGGGAUCAGGUCCCUGGUCUCGAGUCGGCCAAGACUCCAAAAGUGGCCAUCCUGACCCACGCGACGGAGUACCUGGCAGACCUGCACACCAAGGAGAAACGGCAGCUCCAGGAGAAGAAACGCCUCAAAACCCGACAACAGCAGCUUCUCCGCAGAUUAUCUGAACUGAAGCGCUCUUGAGACGCAAACAAAGUGUGCUUUUGAAAUAAACUGCCUCGUUAUUCACUGGCAGGAACUUUGCUCUAAAGUUACCUGUCACUUUUGGAAAGCUACAGUUUUUAUAUAACAUGCUUCAUUUCAUGUAAAUAGCUGUGCAUUUUGUUUUUGGAAUACAUUCAUAUUGCUGUGGGCUUCCUAUGCAUAGACUGCAGGCCAAUGAACCUGAUCUGGGGAGGAGGAGCAGUAAGUGUGCUCUGUUUUUUAUUUUUAGUACUGAACAGGGGGCAAUGGAAUGGAUUUUAUAGAUAUGACUAAGAUAUUUCCUGGUAUGCUGUAAUGGGAAAUUAUAACUUUGUUAAAGGUCCCAUGGCAUGGUGCUCUUUGGAUGCUUGUAUAUAGACCUUGGUGGUCCCCUAAUACUGUAUCU
Molecule: messenger RNA, 1931 nt
Organism: Perca flavescens (yellow perch)
Lineage: Eukaryota; Metazoa; Chordata; Actinopteri; Perciformes; Percidae
Product: protein L-Myc-1b
Exons: 3
Coding region: 380-1525 (381 amino acids)
Biological process (GO): regulation of DNA-templated transcription
Molecular function (GO): protein dimerization activity; DNA-binding transcription factor activity
Source: RefSeq, a predicted model, not a curated record